CUGUCCUCCAGCAGGUCUGCAAGUGUCUUUACCGACUGUCAUUACUCACUGCACAUCAUAAGGGACUGCUUGAAAGCAUGGCGUCUGAGUUAUUAUCGGGUACGAUGAUUCUGCUGAUGAUGAUGUCGAUGCAAGGAGCUGAAGCCGCUCCAUUGGAUGACUACGUCAACAGGCCAGACCCGUUCUAUUCAUGGACAACACUAAACUGGAGCUCCCGCGGUCCUACAUACACGCUCUUCGCCAUCAACAUGACAUCGCAAAUGUGGCUGACAGAUGCUGAGAGCAGCCAGGCGACAUGGUGGCACUAUCUCUAUGUGGUGGUGCCGGAUCGUCUAACCAACUAUGAAACAGCAUUACUCUACAUUGGUCUUGGAAAUAACCCUGACAGCUGCAUUCCAGCAGCAAAUGACCCCUUCAUCAGUUUCGCCACAAAGAUGGCUGACAGCACGGGGUCGGUGUGUGCUGUCCUCAACCAGGUGCCCAACCAACCAAUCGUCUUCAAUAACGAUCCAAACCAGGCGAAGCGGUUCGAAGAUGCGAUCCUUGCCUGGUCGUGGUAUCAGUUCAUCAACAACAAUGCGUCCGUUGACUGGCUUACCGUUCUUCCCAUGACCAAGGCCGCGGUGAGAGCCAUGGACACCAUCACUGCCUUUGCCAAUCAGCUGAAUCCUUCUCAUAACAUCAACAAGUUUGUAGUCAGCGGGGCUUCGAAGCGAGGCUGGACAACCUGGUUAACAGGUGCUGUAGACAGACGGGUGGUGGCCAUUGUUCCCAUAGUCAUGGACUUACUAAACAUAACGGAGAGCCUCCACCAUCAUCGUCAGUCACUCGGCGGUUGGAGCUUUACUUUCCACGAUUACUACAGCCUUAACAUCACCACGGAACUUGACAACCCCAGGUUUCUCAGAAUGCUCGAUAUUAUCGAUCCGAUUGCGUACAAAGACCGUCUGACCAUGCCAAAGUACAUCAUCACUGCAGGCGGCGAUGAGUUUUUUCUCCCUGACAAUUCUUACUAUUACCUGGAUCAGAUGCUUGGAGAAACCUAUCUCAGAACUGUUCCAAACAUAGGACACAGUCUCACUUUUCAAACGGCAUUGGUCUACUCGGGAGUACAAGCUUUUUAUCUCAGUGUUGUGGAGAAUACUCGACGACCUAACAUGACAUGGACCAUGAAAUUCAAAAGAACAGGCGGUGUUCUGACCAUGUUCACGGACACAAUACCGGUGAAAGUGGAGGUUCAUUAUGCAAAGACAGUGGAUGGCGUCAGGCGCGAUUUCCGUGCCAGUGUGCUAGACCCGACCAAUCCAGGCUCAGUCAUACCACACCCAGUCUUCUGGAACGAAACAAAAGCAGUUGCAAAGAACAGUUUUCAGUACAGGGCCACCUUUCGCAACCCCAAGAAAGGCUGGUUGAUUUUUCAUAUCCAGGCCUUUUUUGAUGGUCCAAAGGGAAGUAAGUUCGAGUUUACUACCGAAAACAUGAUAAUUCCGAAUCGCCUCCCCUUCCCCAGAUGCCAAGGAGAGGCGUGUCACGGGAUGCUGCUGUAAGAGGAUGUGGUCAACGACUGAGGCAAAUAUGACGAGAUAUUUACAUGCGUGGUAUAUCUAGACAAACGAGAUGAAACCCAAAGGUCGAACACAGUAGACUGUAGACGAUAAUUAACGGCUGGCUAUUAAUGCAGAACACAGCAAACGUUAACAACAAAGGCAAUCAUGUCAAUCGGAAGACGACGAAAAUGAUGUAAAAGACGGGCAUAAAAAAAUCAUGUCUGUCUGUAGACAUCUAGCAUUGGGUGUUGAAAAAAAAAAAGAAAUAUGUAAAGCCUCUUGCCAUCUGAUGAAAAAUAAAUUGAAAGUAGCCGUUAUUAUUCCAGGUUUGAU
This is a messenger RNA of Pomacea canaliculata, 1880 nucleotides long. RefSeq names its product autocrine proliferation repressor protein A-like. Lineage: Eukaryota; Metazoa; Mollusca; Gastropoda; Architaenioglossa; Ampullariidae. The record is from RefSeq and is a predicted model, not a curated record. The transcript is spliced from 15 exons. Bases 78 to 1547 code for a protein of 489 amino acids.